This is a messenger RNA of Dentiscutata heterogama, 2790 nucleotides long. NCBI's taxonomy places the organism in Eukaryota, Fungi, Glomeromycota, Glomeromycetes, Diversisporales, Gigasporaceae. The record is from the annotation of a GenBank genome assembly.
AUGUUCUGGAGAUUUGGCAUAAAUUCAGCAAUUGAUGGACUUUUGGAUAAAGAAGAUCUUACAUUAGAAGAAUUGUUAGACGAGGAUGAUUUACUUCAAGAAUGCAAAGCACAUAACAACAAGCUGGUUGAAUAUCUCCGCGAUCCAAUAAUCCUUUCUCAAUUGUUGAAUUACAUAAUUCGUGACGAUCUGGACGAGAGACAAAGAUUCAAAUAUCCAUACGUUGCGUGCGAAGUAUUUUCCUGUGAAAUUUGGACUAUUUGCGAAACUGUCAUCGAUAAUGUAGAUUUGCUCAAUGCAUUUUGGCAGUUUCUUGACCGUCCUGCACCAUUAAAUUCUUUGCAAGCGAGUUAUUUUACGAAAGUCAACAUAGUAUUCUUGCAAAAAAAGAUGAUUGAGAUGGUAAAAUUUAUCCAAUCUAUUCCUAAUGUUGUCAAAAAAAUGUUAAAUCAUAUGGAGACAUCUGCUAUUAUGGAUUUAUUGCUCAAACUUAUUAGCUAUGAGGAGUACCCAGAAGGGGCUGGGGUUAUUGAUUGGCUGAAUUCCGAGGGUCUUAUUGAAGCACUAAUUUCUCGACUGGAUCCACAUCUUGAUCCUGACGUUCAUUCAACUACGGCACAAGUUCUAAUAGACAUAAUUACUAUUUCUCAAUCGAGUAAUCCCGAACAAGGUGGCGUUGGGCCAAAUGCAUUAAGUAGAGAACUAAUCAGUGAAAAAACUGUGUCUCGACUUGUCAAUUAUAUGCUUGAUCCGGAGGCUCCGAAUUCAACAUCUUCCUUGACUAAUGGAGUGAACAUACUUAUGCAGAUAAUUCAAAAAAACAAUUGCGAUUUCAAUGAGGAAUCAACUCCUACAUUGUCUCCGCAUCAACCACACCCUGUUGUUGAUUUAAGCGACAUGUUACGAGUAUUAGCUAACCGAAUAGGAGAUUUCAAAUCGUUGCUUGAAAAUCCCAAAUCAGUGUCAGGACAAAUAGAUACAACGAUAGGUAAAAUGGUACCUCUUGGGUUCGAAAGAUUUAGGAUUUGCGAACUUUUUGCAGAAUUAUUGCAUUGUUCCAACAUGAGUUUGUUAAAUGUUGUCAGACAAGAAAUACCUGUUAAUGGGUUUUAUGAAUUAAAACAUGAUGAUUAUUCAAAUUAUAAUCCGAUUACUCAAACGAGUGAGAUCGGAGGAGUAUUUCAAAUGCAGAAAAAAGAUAAUAGUCAGACAGUUCAAACAAGUUGUAUUGAGGAAGUUGUUCAAACAAAUGAAGUUGGGGAAGUUUUUCAAAUCAAAGAAAAAGAUGAAAGUUUUCAAAUCCAAGAAAAUGAUUAUGAUUCAACAACUCAAACAAGUGGUGUGGAGGAUGUCUACAAAAUACAAAAAAAGGAUUAUGAUCGGGCAACUCAAACACAGGAUACCUUUCAAAGUCAAGAAAAGGAUUAUACUCAGACUCAAACCAAUGUGAUUGGUGAAGUUUUUCAACUUCAAGAAAUAUCAGAACUUCAAACACAGAAUAUUGAUGAUAUGAAACAAAUGGAUUCAAAUUUACCUGAUUCCAAUUUAGGACAAUCGACACCUGUAGCAUCUCCAAUAUUUGAACACUUACAGGCCCCACCGGGUUUAGAAGCUGUUUCUCAGUUUAAUCAAUAUAACGGACUAAACUCAUCACAAUUACCAGUCGGAGAUAUAUUAAAAUCUAAAUUUAUUGAAUAUAGAAUUAUACCAACUUGCUUGGACCUUUUCUUUAACUUCAAAUGGAAUAAUUUCUUACAUACUGUGGUAUAUGAUAUGAUCGCACAAAUAUUCAAUGGACGAAUGGACAUCGGAUAUAAUAAAGCCUUGGCAAUUUCAGUCUUUACUGAUGGUCAACUCACCAAACGUAUCACAAAAGCACAAAGAUUAAAUGACUAUGAAAUUGAACAGCCAAAAGGUGUGAGAUUAGGUUACAUGGGCCAUCUAACAUUCAUUGCUGAAGAAGUUGUAAAAUUACUUGAUCGAUAUGCAGUGGAAAUUGGCGAGAAAGUGAGAGAAUACAUUGAAGCUGAAGAUUGGCAGGAGUAUGUAUCCAAGACAUUGCGCGAGACGAGAGAGCGAGAUAGAGCACCAUUAGGUGGGCAACGUCCAAGUAAUCAUGAUAGUAUGUCACCAAGUCGUGAAGAAAGCGAAGACGACGAUGGUGAUGAUACCAGUGAAGCUGUUGCGGACGGUGAUAUGGCUAGUGAUCAGUUUGCGAGGUAUUUAUGCCAACAAAUUACAAACGAUCUACCAGAUAAAUUUGGCUCAUCUGAUGAAAGUGAUGAUGACGAAGAAGAAGGAUGGAUGGGAAAUGCACUGUUUUUUAAUUUUAUGGCAAUUUAUAAAAUAAUACUAAUUCAACUUAGUGAUGAUUUCGACAGGGACGUCGAUUUCGAAAUGCGCGGCCCAUUCUCAAAUCCUAAUAUGAUAGAGAGUGAUCAUUUCGAAAAUCGACGAUCAUCGCUGGGUGACGACUUUGGAGGGGAUAGUGAUGAAGAUGAUUCAUCUGCACAAUGGUCAACGUCGAAUAUGCAUGAGCAUAAACAACUACUUACUGUUGCUGAUUGGUCUGCAGCAGAAUUUCAAACAGGCUUCAAAACCUCUGCUACAAAACCAGCUUCUAAAUUAUCUGCAAAUACUCCGUCUUCCUCUGCUACCACUAAUUCCGUAUCUCCUCCUUCACAUACUGACAUUGUCACUUCCGUGCCGACUACAUCAGAAGUAGCAAAUGUUAAUGAAGAUGGAAUACCUGUUAAUAAUGUUAAAGAUGGAAGUGAUAAAGAUUCUAAU